AAGAAGGGACCAAACGUCGAAGAACGAUAUAAUUGCAGUUCCGUAGGCUAACAGUUAUCCGUCGAUCGUCGAGGACUGUUGGUUCAAGUUGCCGAAAGUCAUUCUUUCUCGAAAAAACGAAUGUACUACUACUAAUUUCCAUCCGAUUGCACCAAGAGAGCAGCAAGAGGAACAUUACACAACCCUUCCGAUUUUCUUACUAUUUUUGUUCCUGAUUGAAAAAAAUCUGUGGUUCCUUCGCUCCUCCAAUUCGAGAUCCGGUAGUUGCGUUGCUAACCGAUAAAAAGUCUGGAAAGCACUGAAAACGAAACGGAAGAGAAGAUGGCGACAGAAUCGCUUUUUGAUCCGCAGAAGCAGUUUUUGUCAAAACCGUUGCGACAACGCAUGCAGACGAAGACAACAUUUCCCUGCUUCAUUGUUGUUAUCGUUGUCGCUAUCGCAGCGUCAAAUCUUUCGCUGUCGCGUGCACUCUCCAAUCAACGGUGCAUCCAUAGAAGUAGGAGUAAGUGCAACAUACCAAAGUUCUGCAGUGGCGAUCGACGGCGAUCGACAAAGAAAAAGAAACACUGUUCUCAGUGACCAAACUUUUUGCGUGAUUUUCGUUCGAUCUAACCCUGUGUAUGUUCCUCGCAUCAACGACAUGGCGUGUCAUUGUUCGCGUCGCUAUGUUUUUUUUCUAUAGGGUCGGUAGUUUCCUCGUUUUCCACGGUCGGAUUCCAUCCUGCGAUCGGAAGUAUGAAAGCAGAACAUGCCAAUGGCGUGAAGACUUUUCGUUCGGGAGUGCAACUGUAUGCAUCCGUGAAAUCCUCCAACAAAAAGACGAGAAAAAGAAAACAGAAGCGAGGCUCCAAAAAGGUCUCGGGGGAAGAAAAAAAGAGGGGAUCCCCUGCGCCAGCACCGGGGCACUCGGUGUCGGAAGACGAACUCCAUCAACAUCUCGAUGCACAGUUCAAUUACGGAAAUAGCUCUCCGGUUGGUCCACGCUCGAGACUCCGCGGGAUCAUCGAAAAGGAUGGUGGAGAAAAGGAUGGCAUCGAAGACGAAAAUGCCGACACCAAGAUGCGGGAGCAGCAGUUUUUUCUGAGGCAAUUGAACAAUCGUCCAACGUUGGUAUUGAACGCAAAUUACCUGGUAAGUUUGCAACAAAUCACUGCGGCGCGUUUGCAUGCUGGCGCAUCUCGAUGGUUUCCGGAAAGGUCUUACCUUCUCCCCGCCUGCAAUCGAAACCGCUUUCACCCGUUUUCUCGAUAGCCACUGGGCUAUAUGCCACUGAGUCUCUGGUCGUGGCAGGAUGCCGUCAAGGCGAUUUUCAAGGGCAGCGUCACCGUGGUCGAUGUCUAUCCCGACAUUACCGUUCGGGCAUCAAACAUCAAGGUGCCCCUGCCGUCCGUCAUUGCCCUGAACGAUUUCGUCCUCCAGAAGCAGACCAAGCCCGCGUUUACGCGCAGGAACGUCUUUCUGAGGGACGAGUACAUAUGCCAGUACUGCGGGAACCGGUUCCACACGACGGACCUCUCCCUCGACCACGUGACCCCGAAAUCGAUGGGCGGCCGGCUCACGUGGGAGAACACCGUGACCUGCUGCAAGAAAUGCAACGGCAAGAAGUCGAACACACCGCUGGAAGAACUGGGUUCGAUCGGGAUGAAGCUGAACCGGCUUCCGACCUGUCCCACCCAGGUGGAACUGGCGGCGAAGUCGGCCCGGAUGAUCCCCAAGCGGGUCCAUCCGACGUGGAAGCCCUACCUGGGCAUCCAGGAACGGCCGGCGCCGUCGUCGGCUUCCGGUGCCAGCGGGACGAAGGGAGACGAGGAAUUCAUCGACGAUCGGUAUUUCGAGGAGUAGUUGGAACGAAAGCAACCGACGUGUGUUUCGUUGCACCCUGCUGUACCGUACAAACCCUCGCGCACCGAGACCCAUCGGAGAAGAAACCCUGUUGGGUUUGGGUGCCGCGGUGCAACUCUGUUGCCGGUGUUCUUGGUGUUCCGAGGCACCCGGCGACGUUGCACGGCAUUGGAAACCAUCUGGGUUGGACACAAUUGGGCCUCUGGCCAACCGCUGGCAUAAAUUCCCGACCGAACAACUGAACUAACCAAUGGGGGAUCCACCGCUGCUAUAAUGCAAUACUCUACUAUUCUGCGCUAUACUGUUGUUAUGU
This is a messenger RNA of Pseudo-nitzschia multistriata, 2155 nucleotides long. Lineage: Eukaryota; Bacillariophyta; Bacillariophyceae; Bacillariales; Bacillariaceae. The record is from the annotation of a GenBank genome assembly.